Molecule: messenger RNA, 3299 nt
Organism: Styela clava
Lineage: Eukaryota; Metazoa; Chordata; Ascidiacea; Stolidobranchia; Styelidae
Biological process (GO): regulation of transcription by RNA polymerase II
Cellular component (GO): nucleus
Molecular function (GO): DNA-binding transcription factor activity, RNA polymerase II-specific; sequence-specific DNA binding
Source: RefSeq, a predicted model, not a curated record
UAUUAUUUUAUAGCUUAUUAGAUGGUUUUUCCAUUGUGUUAUUCGGGUAGGCCUAUAUAGAAAUCACCAGAAGUGUUUUGGUAUCUUCAGAUUUUUACUUGUAUAUCUUCUUUGAAUGCUUUAUAAUGGCAUCCAGGCGAAAAAAAUCUCGGCCGACAAAAAUAGCUGAAUUCGAGCCAUUGAUUGAUAUUGAACAAAACAGUGUUGAUCAAGCUUUUUUUGACCAAGAAGCUAUAGAAGAUGAUCAAGCUGCUAGAAUUAAAAGGUUUCUUGAAGAGGAAUCUGAAGAUACACCUGAAAAUAGUUUCGAACAAAUUAAGCAAUCACCUGUGAAGAAAAUUCUUGGGAAUCCUGAUAAAUCAACAGUGUCCUCUACGUUGGAUAUUGUUGAAGCGGUUGAAGCUGUAACAAAACAUUUCACAAAUUCAUAUCCAAAUGGAACAAUUCCUGCCAAUUUACGAUUCCAUCAGCUCACAUCAGAUGAUGACACAAUAGACUAUACCAUACAAGCUCAAUCACAUGGGAUGACAAAUGGAACUGCCUUAAGGCAACCUUUAAAAGGUUUAGGAAGGAAGAAAACAGGUGAAUCAAUGCAGAAACAUUCAACUCAUUACAAGUACUUGUUGGCUUUAUCUAUGCCAGGAGUGAAAAGAGGACCUGCAAAACGUAGUAGAGUGAGAGAUGAGGACUGUCCAAGAUACACAUGUGAAACUUGCAAAUAUGUUACGAAUCGUAGCGAUCAUUUUAAACGACAUCAGAUGACACAUUCAGCUGAUAAACCAUUGAAAUGUCACAAAUGUAGUUAUGGUACUGGACGAUCAGAUCAUUACAAGAGACAUUUACAACGUCACGGGAUGAGCGAAAAGGAUAUAAUUGACUGUUGUGCACGUAAUGGACUAAAGUUGAAAAAUAUACCAUCAAAUAAUACAAACGUUAAAAGUGCAAAUAAAACGACACAGGAUAAUAAUACCAAGCCGCCUGCAUUGGUGGUCAAAAAGGAACCUGUACCGGAGAUCAAAUAUAUUCCAGAAAAGGUGACAUUUCUUGAUCCGGGGGCAACCCCUCCGAAUACGAUACUUGAUGGGGGAGACGAACUGUCAUCUGAUAGUAAAAGGUUUGAAUGCUCGAAGUGUGAAUAUACAACAAACAAAAAAAGCCAUUUUACUCGUCAUCAACUCGGCCACACAAAAAAUACAUUCACAUCAUGUGCAAAGUGCAAUAAGUCUUUUAAAACAACAUCGUAUCUUCAUAGACACAGAUGCAAACCACAGCGUCGUUGUGCUCAAUGUAAACAAAUCUUCAUAAAUCAUGAAGCUAUGUUGUUACACACUGCUCAAGAACAUCCUGAUACCCCGCAAUUUGUUGUAACCAAAAAUGAAUUCUCUGAAACAGAAGCAGAGCUAGAUUUGUGUUUAUUAAACGGCACUUUUUCAGAUCAAAAUCAAAUUGAAUAUGCGGUUAAUGAAACUGAGGAUAAUACUGCUGAUAUGACCGAGCCAAUGGAUUUAUCAAAAUGCAAAUCUGAAAAGCAAGAUGAAAAAACUUUAAUAUUUGAUGUUCAAGUCCCUAAUCGUGAAAAACUGGACAUGCCCACUCAAAGCAUUUCAUCAGAAACCAAAAUAACGGUUGUUGGUACUGGUCCGCUUGAAGAUACAGUGCCUCACUAUGUUCCUUUGCAAAAACAAACUGUUUCAAUGCAGAGCGAUCUUACUGCCAUGGGAAAUUUUAGGUGCACUAAAUGUAGUGCAUGGUUUAAUAAACUAAAUGAAUAUUCAGCUCACCAGUGUAUCUAACUAUACUAUUUUGUCUUGGAAUUUCAUCUCUGGUCUUUCAACUGUGUGCAAAGGAGGAUGACGAAAAUGUCACUAUUAGGCGUCAAACGUUGAUCAUAUUUUUUUAAAUUGCUUCUCAAAUCUGUCUGAUCCAUGUGAAGUCAGAGCUAGUGAUGGGAUUAUAAAAAGGUUCUUUUUUGUGGUCAUCUAAAGUCUAAAACAAGAAUGGGACCGUACAAACCCACAAAUCCCACCACUGGUCAGAGCUCCAACAGUUUAAAAAUUGAACAUUUUCAUUUGCGAAAGUUUUGCUGCAGAUCGAAUUCUAACUGAUGGCAUUGUAUGCUUGCCUGGAAGUGGUAUAUUGUAUUACUGUGGGAUACCUAUGCUGUGUAUAAGUAUCUAAUGAAGCUCCAGGACUGCCAAAUUUCUACCUCUAGAAACAUAUAUAUGUCUGAAUUUAUUUAAAAAUAAUAGUGCGUUUUAAGAAAGUUUAUACAGUCUAGCAUGAGGCUGACUGGAUAACAUGCUACUUUUUGAGUAGCUAUAUGACAUCCCUAUGUUGGAAUUUAUUUUUUUACAUGUUCUGGUCAAUAAUAUACUCACUUUUGAUUGUUUUGACAAUUGUGCCUUUAUUAGUGUUAUAUUUGUUUUCAUGUGAUAUGUGACUUAUUUGUAUCAAGACUGCAUGCUGAGCUGCUUACAGUGCCUUCAUUUCGAUUUGUUUUGAGGCAUUUUGUACUGGAAAAGAUGGCGUUUUUUGCCCAGAUUGUCUCUUGUCAAAUAUUUGUAUAGUACUGGUUAUUAUUAUAGUCUGUUGGUGCAUGUUGCAUUCUGAUUAUUUAAAAAAAAAUUCCACUUUGCAGUAUAUAAGAGGAAUCCACAAUAUACCAAAAAAAGAAUGAGCUGAAUAAGCUAUUGAGAGUUCAAGUAUAAACAUAAUGUAUGUUUUUGUUUGAAUUUGGAAAUGCUUUUUUAAUGAAUAUGGACAAAAUCAAAUACCGAUAAUUCAAAUCUAAAUAUAAUUUGCCAAAGUUAUUUUUGAGAAAUGUUAAGUAAAUGCUGUUUCAGAAAUGGUGUGAAACAUUUGCAAUUGCAUUCAUUGUCUUGAUGAUACUGCAGUACGGGAGUACCUUGCAAUGAGCUGUGGUGCAAAAAAAUAGGCUCCGACGAAAAUGUUCGACUCUUGAUUUAGAUUUUGAUCACUGAUACUUUAUAGUGUUGUAUAACAUGUCAGUUAUAAAAAAAGGAUGGGGGAAUUCCAUGCACUCUUUAAGACUUCUUAUUAUUAGACUCCACAACUCUUUUUCUGGCUAAUUAUUUCUCUCUUGUAUGUAUUGUUUUAAUUUUGGAAUUUACACCAUGCAGUCACUGCCACAAUUAUGUAUGAUCUUAUUAUUUCAAGCAAACGCAUGUUAUGGUUACUGUGAUGGAAGUUUGCAUCCACAAUAAAAUUUGCCAAAAUUUGCAAUAUGGUAAUGUUUGUAUGCAUCCAUCCAAUGAUCAAAUAUAUCUGCAUGAAUAUGA